AGGUCGAAAACCCUGCUGCGGCCUUCCAGGUCCUGCCCAAGGAUGCUCUCGCCGAGCAGGGCAGCGUGAAGCUGUUCAACAAGUGGAGCUACGAGGAUGUUGAGAUCCGGGACAUCUCCUUGACGUAGGUGCCUCCCAAAAUCCUUCGCGAUUGUUAUCAUGCCACGGAAAGAAGGAAAAGGGAUUUGAAAUGCAUGGAAUUCGAUGGGAAUACAAGGGGAAGAAAAUCUUGAGACACCAUCCUAUUUUUGUGCCCGGAUGGGAGGAACGCUCGAUUCGAAUCAAGGGCCAACACGACGUGGAAAGAUUAGCGCCAGAAAAAAAAAAAGAAAAGCACACGAGUCUUGUUGUCUAGGAUGGGAAAUGGCAGCAAGAGAAAUGCAGCGCAAACUCACAGAAAUGAGACAUGCUGACUUUCGAAUUUCACGCAACUAGCGACUACAUCCAGAUCCGCUCCCCUGUCUACCUUCCUCACUCCGCUGGUCGCUAUGCCGCCAAGCGUUUCCGCAAGGCUCAGUGCCCCAUCAUCGAGCGCCUGACCAACUCCCUCAUGAUGAACGGCCGCAACAACGGAAAGAAGCUCAUGGCUGUCCGCAUCGUUGCUCACGCUUUCGAGAUCAUCCACAUCAUGACCGACCAGAACCCUCUCCAGGUUGCCGUUGAUGCCAUCGUCAACUGCGGUCCCCGCGAAGACAGCACCCGUAUCGGUUCCGCCGGUACCGUCCGUCGCCAGGCCGUCGAUGUCUCUCCCCUCCGCCGUGUCAACCAGUCCAUCGCUCUCCUGACCAUCGGUGCUCGUGAGGCCUCCUUCCGCAACAUCAAGAGCAUUGCCGAGUGCUUGGCUGAGGAGCUCAUCAACGCCGCCAAGGGCAGCUCCAACUCCUACGCCAUCAAGAAGAAGGACGAGCUCGAGCGUGUUGCCAAGAGCAACCGGUAAAGUGGGAAGUUUGGGCGUAUUCUCCGUUUGGUUCUGGUUAUGCGUGUACUGGAGUGGACGGGGGGUUUAUUAGGAUUCAGUCGAUUUGCAUGCAUCUGCGCGACUGUACAUACCUGAAGACAG
Aspergillus saccharolyticus JOP 1030-1 is the source of this 1060-nucleotide messenger RNA. Its product is annotated as 40S ribosomal protein uS7. Gene Ontology annotation, molecular function: rRNA binding; structural constituent of ribosome; mRNA binding. The transcript is spliced from 2 exons. Bases 407 to 937 code for a protein of 176 amino acids. Lineage: Eukaryota; Fungi; Ascomycota; Eurotiomycetes; Eurotiales; Aspergillaceae. The record is from RefSeq and is a predicted model, not a curated record. Gene Ontology annotation, biological process: ribosomal small subunit assembly; translation. Gene Ontology annotation, cellular component: cytosolic small ribosomal subunit; ribosome.